This is a messenger RNA of Arachis stenosperma, 1306 nucleotides long. Its product is annotated as COBRA-like protein 6. Gene Ontology annotation, cellular component: plasma membrane. Lineage: Eukaryota; Viridiplantae; Streptophyta; Magnoliopsida; Fabales; Fabaceae. The record is from RefSeq and is a predicted model, not a curated record. Gene Ontology annotation, biological process: plant-type cell wall cellulose biosynthetic process; cellulose microfibril organization.
AUGGCCAACAUUUUGGCCUUGAUAAUAUUCUUCAUCACUUUCUCCCUCUCUUAUGGAUACGACCCGUUGGAUCCUUCUGGCAACAUCACCAUCACAUGGGAUUUCAUAAGUGAUAAUGGGGCUACGGUUGAUGUGAAGGUGUCAAUAUACAAUCUGCAACUGUUCCGGCACGUGGAGGCGCCGGGAUGGAGAUUGGGAUGGGGAUGGAAAGGAGACGAGGUGAUUUGGGCGAUGUGGGGAGCAGAGGCAAUGGAGCAAGGUAACUGCUCCAAGUUCAAAGGCCAAGACAAACCACACUGUUGCCUCAAGCAUCCUCUCAUCAUUGAUCUUCCCCCAAACGCUCCUUACAACCACCGCUUCUUCAACUGCUGCCGUGGCGGUCUCCUCUCUUCCCUCACUCAAGACAUCACCAAGUCCGCCGCCUCCUUCCAAAUGAACUACAACAAGCCAACUCUAGAUGCAACCACCGCUUCUUUCACCAUGCCGGAGAAUUUCACCCUCGCCGUCCCCGGUUACACCUGCAGUGCACCCUUUCAGGUCCCCCCUACCAAGUUCACCGCCGAUGGACACCGAUGGCAACAAGUCUUAGACACGUGGAAUGUGACGUGUAUGUACUCGCAGUAUCGAGCAUCGCCUGCACCGAAAUGCUGCGUCUCCUUAUCUGCAUUCUAUAACAGCACCAUCGUUCCCUGCCCCGUAUGCAGCUGCAACUGCAAAGGCCUACCAGGAGCACAUUGUAUCGAGUAUACAUACGCACCGGUGUUGCAACUGCCACAACAAGAGUCAUCGGAAGUGGUGAGGUGCUCGCGUCACAUGUGCCCAAUUCGAAUCCACUGGCACGUCAAACAGAGUUACAAAGAGUAUUGGCGCGUAAAGAUCACCAUCACAAAUCUCAACUUGGUCAAGAACUACUCGCAGUGGAACAUCGUUGUGCUACACCCUAACUUGCGAAGUGUGACCCAAGUUUUCAGCUUCAACUACAAGGCCCUCCCUAUCUACGGCAAUAUCAGUAAGUUACUCUGCAGUGGGGGCUGGAGUACUACAAUGACAUGUUGCUGUCAGGGAAGGAUGGAAAUGUGCAAACAGAGAUGCUGCUUCACAAAGACACAGAAGUUCACAUUCAGAGAAGGAUGGACAUUUCCGAGAAAAGUUUCAUUCAAUGGGGAGGAAUGUGUCAUGCCAUCUCCUGAUAACUAUCCAAGCCUCCCUAACAAUGCACAUCUUCUCACUUUCUCCUCCUCCUUACUUACUGCCCUCUAUUUUCUUCUUUACAUUAUAUUCUUCUAGAUGAUUCCAAUACUCAUUC